UUCACCUCCUCGCCGUUAUAAAAUCUGCAAGCUAGUUGAGCAGUUCUCGAUUGCCUCAUCUCAUUUCUUCUCCGAAGUCUCAAGUCAACUCUGCUCGGUUCAAAGUUCAGAUGGCAGACAUGAAGAAAUUAGUGCUGAAGUUGGACCUGCAUUGCGAGGAGGACAGGAAGAAGGCCAUGAAAGCAGUUUCCGGCCUUCACGGCAUAGAUUCAAUUUCCAUGGACAUGAAUGACAAGAAGUUGACCAUAACGGGAGCGGUGGACCCAGUCGCGGCGGUGGUCAAGUUGAGGAAAUCCUGGCACACUGAGUUGCUCUCGGUUGGGCCGGCCAAGGAGGAGAAGAAAGAAGAGGCGAAGAACAAGGAAGGGGACAAGGACAAGGAGAAAGGCAAAGAUAAGGAGAAGGAGAAGAGCAAAGACGGUGAGAUCGCCGAGGUGGUGAAGGCCUACCGGACUUACAACGCCUACUACUAUGCUCAGAGUGCAGAGGAGAAUCCUAAUGCAUGUGGGGUUAUGUGAUUAAACAUUCUUUUGAUAUCUUUAUUAGCUAUUUUGAGUUAUUUGUCGAGGAUUUGGGAAGAGAUCUCUAUGAAAAUCUAUCUACGGAGGAUUUUCCAUUCAUGAAGAUUUGAUGUUAUUGUAGUUAAUGUGUUUGUAUAAUUAAU
Molecule: messenger RNA, 664 nt
Organism: Zingiber officinale
Lineage: Eukaryota; Viridiplantae; Streptophyta; Magnoliopsida; Zingiberales; Zingiberaceae
Product: heavy metal-associated isoprenylated plant protein 39-like
Exons: 3
Coding region: 111-518 (135 amino acids)
Molecular function (GO): metal ion binding
Source: RefSeq, a predicted model, not a curated record